AUGUCGGAUGACCAGAACAUAGUAUUACUACGCAGCGAUCUACAUAAUUUCUUUGACAUGCAGCACAUUUCCAUGGUCCCGAAACAGGUCGAUAUCGAUACAACUCGCCCUCCCCAGCUACUCGUCCAUAUUCUGAACCCAGGAACCUCGGCGCAAAUUGUCCCACUGUACCACAACCGCUGUUUGCUUGGUCUCUUUUUACAGACGAGCGCAUCCCGCUUGUAUCAUGGCCGGGCAUGUUCAAUAUUCUGCUAUGGAACAAAAUCACAAAUCUGGUCGAAACGCGGGUUUGUACCAGUAGACUUCUCUUCGUUCUCCCAAGUAUUCGACUCUUCAAUAAGGUCUCAAAGCCGGAGUGUCAGCCCCAAAAAGAGACAGAACACGGAUGCUUUCGGAUGGUAUAGUGAUUGUACUUCCUCGGAUGGGGAAGACAGGUUGGGUGACGAUGGCUAUUUCGGCGACCCAUCUUUGGAGCAGGACACGCCGAGAGGUCGGCCACUGUUCCGGACGUCCGUGCGUGAAAGCAUGCCAAAAAAAGCGCCGCCUCAAUGA
This is a messenger RNA of Pyricularia pennisetigena, 552 nucleotides long. RefSeq lists its product as uncharacterized. NCBI's taxonomy places the organism in Eukaryota, Fungi, Ascomycota, Sordariomycetes, Magnaporthales, Pyriculariaceae. The record is from RefSeq and is a predicted model, not a curated record. Bases 1 to 552 code for a protein of 183 amino acids. The transcript has 2 exons.